Tachyglossus aculeatus (Australian echidna) is the source of this 3167-nucleotide messenger RNA. RefSeq names its product tubulin gamma complex associated protein 5 (gene TUBGCP5). Gene Ontology annotation, molecular function: microtubule minus-end binding; gamma-tubulin binding. Gene Ontology annotation, biological process: cytoplasmic microtubule organization; spindle assembly; meiotic cell cycle. The coding region runs from base 1 to 3078 and encodes 1025 amino acids. The record is from RefSeq and is a predicted model, not a curated record. Gene Ontology annotation, cellular component: centrosome; spindle pole; equatorial microtubule organizing center. The transcript has 23 exons. Lineage: Eukaryota; Metazoa; Chordata; Mammalia; Monotremata; Tachyglossidae.
AUGGCCGGCGCGUCGCCGCCGUUGAACCGGUCGGAGAAGCAGCGGGACCGGGACGUGCGGGCGCUGAUCAGCCGCGUCAGCGGCCUGCGGGACGAGAGCGACGCCAACUUCCAGCUGGCCUUGCGUUUCGCCUGGUCCAACCUGAGAUUUCAUCACUUCCUCGACGUCAGCAGCCACAAAGUUGAGAGGACGAUAGAGGGGAUCUACGAGAAGCUCGUCAUCCAUUCCGAUCUCAGCAAGGCGGCCAGCUGGAAAAGGUUCACGGAGGCGUUUCUGUCGGCUCCGCUCCCGAGCACGAAGGAGACCAAGACAGAUACCCACUAUGUGAUACUGUCCCUCCUCCUGGGUUUGUCCGAUUCUCCUUCCAACAACAGCUACGCGGAGAGACCCAGGGAAGAGGAAGCCGAAAAGGAAGAGGAAUUUGACUGGGAAAAGUAUCUGCUGGACGGGGAGGAGAUCGGGCCGGGUCCCGAGGAGGACACCCCCGAUUGGUCGGACGCGAGCGAGGAAGAGGAUGAGCAGCAGCCCCUAAGCCGAGAGGAUUCCGGGAUCCAGGUGGACCGAACCCCCUUGGAAGAGCCGGGACACGGAAAGCGGCCGGGCUCCCACGCCACCUGGAAAGUGGGCGACCCGGACAGUCGCAGCUGGCUCGAGCUCCACGUCACCCCUCCUUACUGGACCACCAGACCGACCCGUCUAUCUAAUAGCCAGCACUUGCACUCCAACCUGGCCGCCGUCUGGGCCCGCCACCUGCACAGCCGCGACCCGUUCCGCGUCCCGGAGGACAGGACCUACGUCACGGAGAUCCAGGCCGUCCGCGAAACCCUCUGGUUGCUCUCGGGCGUCAAAAAGCUCUUCAUAUUUCAGUGCAACGACGGGAAAGUGACUGUAAGAGACGACAUCGUCGUCUCCCACCUGACGCAGGACUGCCUGCGCUCGGUCCUGGAGCAGAUCGCCGCGUACGGCCAAGUGGUCCACGGGCUCCAGCAGUUCAUGGACGAGAUCAUGGGCCGCGGCGAGGGCGGCGUCUCCCCCAGCCCCCUCCUGCCCCCCAAGAAGACGCCCCCCGAGCCCCCGUUCCGCACUUACCAGGCCUUCAUGUGGGCGCUGUUCAAGUACUUCACUUCCUUCCGGCGGGAGCUCACGGAAAUGGAGCACAGCGUCCUGGAUAAAGAGGGGCCGGUCACCCUGGCCACGGUGGUGGGCGGGCUGGGCCCCCGCCUGGCCCAGCUGAAGGUGCUGCACAAGGUGUUUCGCACGGGGGUGGCGGAGGUGCCCCCCGCCACCCGCAACGUGGUCCGGGCCUCCCACCUGCUCAACACGCUCUACAAAGCCAUCCUGGAGUACGACGCCCUCGGGGAGGCCUCCGAGCGCACGGUGUCCCUCCUCUUCUCCCUCUGGGUGGAGACGGUCAGGCCGUACCUGCAGACGGUGGACGAGUGGAUCGUGCACGGAAAUCUCUUCGAUCCCGCCAAGGAAUUCAUCAUCCAGAGGAACAAGAACGUCCCCGUGAGGCACCGCGACUUCUGGUACGCCACGUACACGCUGUACAGCGUGUCGGAGAGGUCGGAGAAGGAGGAGAAGCCGGGCGGCGGGGGCGGGCCGGACAUGGAGUGGACGCCCCCGCCGCCGGCCAUCCCGCAGCACACCAUGGUGUCCUUCCUCAAGCCCGUCCUCAAGCAGAUCAUCAUGGCCGGCAAAUCCAUGCAGCUCCUGAAGAACCUGCGGGGCCCCCACGCCUCGCCGCGCCGGGCCGCCGCCAGAGACGCGGAGAGGAAGAGCCUGUACGCCCUGUUCGUGGAAUCGGUGCAGAGCCGCCUGCGCCAUGGGGAGGACGCCCCCGGGGCCCGGCGCGGGGCCGCCGAGCGGGGCCUCCUGCGCGCCUGCUCCCUGGCCCGCGGGCACCUGCGGCUCGACGACCUUCGCGACCCCUUGCUGGCGAUGAACUUUGCCAGGCUGUACCCGGAGCCGAGCGACUUCCCGGCGGCCUUCCCGGCCGGCGAGGUGCUCCCGGACCGCUCCUCGGAGUCGGUGACGUGCCGGACGUUCGAGCUGACCCUCCGCUGCUGCCUCUACCCGCACAUCGAGCGGCGCUACGUGGCCUGCUGCGGCAACCUAAUGGGUACACUCAAGAAGGACUACAGGUUGGUGGAAUACCUCCAAGCCAUGAGGAAUUUCUUCCUGAUCGAAGCCGGAGACACCAUGUACGACUUCUACACGGCCAUCUUCGAGAAGAUCCGGGAGAAGGAGUCCUGGCGCAACGCGGCCCUCCUCAACGUCCAGCUCCAGGAGGCCGUCGGCCAGCGCUACCCCGAAGACAGCGCCCGGCUUUCCAUCUCCUUUGACACCGUGGAUCCGGCCAAGAAGGCGGUCCCCAUCCACAACCUGGACGGGCUGACGUUGACCUACAAGGUGCCCUGGCCCGUGGACAUCGUCAUCAGCUCGGAAUGCCAGAAAAUCUACAAUCAGGUCUUCCUCCUCCUGCUCCAGAUCAAGCUGGCCAAGUACAACCUGGACGUGUUACGCUUCGACGAACUGAUCGGGCCGGGCGAGAGGCCGCAACCUAAAGGGGGACCUUCGCUGGCGGAAAAUCCGGCGGCCGCUCCGUCGGAGCCCCCCGGGGGACCCCGAAAACAGCAAAUUCACCGAAUGUUCCUCUUGAGGGUGAAGCUGAUGCACUUUGUGAACAGCCUGCACAACUACAUCAUGACCAGGAUCCUCCACAGCACGGGCCUGGAGUUCCAGCAUCAGGUGGAGGAGGCGAAGGACUUGGACCAGCUGAUAAAAAUCCACUACCGCUAUCUGUCCACCAUCCACGACCGCUGCCUGCUCAGAGAAAAGGUGAGUUUCGUGAAGGAAGCCAUCAUGAAAGUCCUCAACCUGGUGCUGAUGUUCGCCGACCGCUGGCAGGCCGGAUUCGGGGCCUGGAAGAUGGAGUCCAUAGAGAAGAUGGAGUCGGAUUUCAAGAACUGCCACAUGUUCCUCGUCACGGUCCUGAACAAAGCCGUCCGCCGAGGAUCGUUCCCGCACCUGGAGUCCCUGGCGCUGUCGCUGGUGGCCGGCGUGGAGCAGAGCUGACGCCGGGAGUCGCCUUCCCGACGGGAUCCCCCCGGAGCGGAGCGGGAAUGGAGGGGAUCCGGGAAGAGCUCGGCAGCGCGGGUCCGAAG